Messenger RNA from Papaver somniferum (opium poppy), 1210 nucleotides. RefSeq names its product metalloendoproteinase 1-like. The record is from RefSeq and is a predicted model, not a curated record. NCBI's taxonomy places the organism in Eukaryota, Viridiplantae, Streptophyta, Magnoliopsida, Ranunculales, Papaveraceae. Gene Ontology annotation, biological process: extracellular matrix organization; proteolysis; collagen catabolic process. The transcript has a single exon. The coding region runs from base 46 to 1008 and encodes 320 amino acids. Gene Ontology annotation, molecular function: metalloendopeptidase activity; zinc ion binding. Gene Ontology annotation, cellular component: extracellular matrix.
CAUCCUAUUAAGAGACUCUCAGGUUUUCGUAUUUCUGAAAUCAUAAUGAAUAAUGCCAAACCUGUUGUUUCUAUUCAACAUGUACCCUUUUUUCUACUCUUCUUGCUAGCCAUUUCUUCACUCUCAACUUUAUGUGAGGGUAAGAUUACGCAAGGAUUUGAUUUUCUUCAACACCUGCAAGGAUGCCACAAAGGUCAGACUGUACCAGGAUUGCAUGAACUGAAAACAUAUCUGAAGAAAUUUGGGUACGUAAAUGCUCAGGAUGAUCUCUACGAACAUGCAGAAGAUGAUGAUUUUGAUGAAGUCUUAGAGUCCCAAAUCAGAACUUACCAACUCAAUUAUCACUUAGAUCCCACUGGGACUUUAGAUGCUCAAACAGUCAGACAAAUGAUGACGCCUCGAUGCGGGUGUGAAGACACUAUAAGAGCUACGAUUCCCGCGAGAUCAUGGAAUGGGAAACAUAGUACUGAUGGAGGACAAAGAAGCAGAAUAGACCUCAAUGUGUCAGAUUUUACCUUCUUUCCUGGGGCACCGAGAUGGUCAAAAACUGAACUCACUUACGGGUAUAGUUCUUCUGCCUCAGACAUUGACGCCGGAACCUUCAACUAUGUCGUUGAAAGUGCUUUAGCGAAAUGGGCAGCUGUGAGCGGCUUCAGUUUCGAGGAAGCCUCUAGUACUAAUAGCGAUGUAGUAUUUGGAGUGCACAGAUAUGAGCAUGGUGAUGGUGCCCCCUUUGAUGGCAAAGGUGGCGUACUUGCUCAUGCUUUUGCACCUUCCAUAGGAUGGUGUCAUUUUGAUGCAGACGAGAACUGGAGUACUAAUCCAGGUCCACGAGAAUUUGACCUAGAAACAGCAACUAUACAUGAGAUGGGACAUGUGUUAGGGCUAGGGCAUUCAUAUGAGCCCAAUGCAAUCAUGUAUCCUUAUAUGCCACCAGGAACGGAGAAGAGGGAUUUGCAUGAAAAUGAUAUCCAAGGAAUACAAGCUUUGUACAGUCUUUCCGCUUGAUUGAGAACUUAUAAGAUGGGAGGAUAAAAAGACUUGGUAAUAAAUUCAGUGAAGAAGUCGAGACUUCUUCAUUGAUUAAAAACCUAGAGGAUGGGAUUAUAAUAAAGCAAGCAAUAAAUAAUUCAGUGAUAAGAAUUGCUGGAUACGUUUGUGGUUAAGUUAGAUUGUGUAUCAUGAAUAAAAAGGUUUUUUUUUUUUUUUU